CCGAGCUAUCCAGAAAAAAAAAAUCCCCGAAAGAAAAUGAAAGGCUGGAUGUUAAUUUACAGAAUAAUCGCAGAUAUUUAUGAUAGCUUUACAUCAUCUGAGUACGACGUGCUUCUGGCAAAGAAAGUGGAAGUGAACUGGACUCUUAUUCAGAUCCUACAGGCGACACAAUGUAACUGCUGCAUCGUUUAAGGUGGAACGGAAAAGUCGAAGAGGAUCCUGGCGAAUAGGAAGCCAACUGCUCGUCCUGGACUGGAAUGAAUGAGUUGUGAGCUCCUCGUUAGAGGCUUUUAGUGUCUGUGUUGUAUCUCGACGCCAGUCGCUCUGUUUUCCAGUAAAGGACGUUUUUUAUGAUUAUGGAUUAUGAGGGAAAGGCCAACUCCGUCGCGGAGCUCCUGUUAAGCUACAGCAGAGACCAAUCCGGCUGGAAGAUAUGCAAGAAAACGAGUGAAGUUGUGGUGUCCUGGAGACCAUCAGCCGAAUUUGCUGGGAAUAUUUAUAAAGGAGAGGGGAUAGUGAACGGCAGUCCGCAGAAAGUGUGGGAGUGUCUAAAUCCGGAUCCAAACGGGCUUCGUGUGAAAUGGGAUGACAACGUAAAGAAGUUCGAGCUGCUUGAACAAGUUUCUUCAGACACCACAGUGUGCAGGACUGUCACUCCGUCUGCUGCUAUGGGCAUUAUAUCACCUCGAGACUUCGUGGACGUUAUUUUAGUCAAGCGGUACGAAGAUGGCACAAUUACGUCAAAUGCCACUAAUGUGAGCCACCCAGCCUGUCCCCCUCAGCCUGGCUACGUGCGCGGGUUCAAUCAUCCGUGUGGCUGCUUCUGUGUGCCAGUUCCUGGGGAAGCAGGUAAAACCCAGCUGAUCAGCUUUUUCCAGACCGAUUUGGGAGGUUUGCUUCCUCGUUCAGUCGUGGAUUCCUUCUUUCCUGCCAGUAUGACAGACUUUUACUCCAACCUCACUAAAGCUGUCAAAGCUCUCAAAUAGCACUGAAAGCACUGGAACAUCCUCUUAAAGUGGCAUCCCAUUACUUAGAAAAAACCCACAUUGUCUGGUUGUUUUACAGUCAUUUUGAUUUUAGUUUUGAUUUUAGUUUUUUAAGUGUAUUGCAGAAUUUUGGAGUUCUCCACAGGCUUCUGAUGAAAAUAGCAGCAGAACCUGGUUGUGUCUAAAAGGGCCUGUAGAGAAUUUUAAUGCUGUUACAGCAAAACUUUACAUUCAUGGCCUUCCGUGUUUAAACAGCUUCAUUUUAUUGGCAGUUUUGUAGUUUGAUUGUACUGAUUGAUUUUACGUCUAAACAAAGUUGCAUUCGUAGUCCUGCAGCACAGUUGGAGCUUUUUCCACUGCUAGAGACUGGACAUCGCCACUCUUUUGAGGGAAAACUGAUGUAGCGCUUAAGUAAGCAAUGAAGCAUCUUCGAGUCCAGUCAGCUUGACUUAUUUACUGCAGUCCUGAAGGUACUGUAUAUCUAAUCAAUUUGUAAAGGGAAGCCGUUACUGCUGUGUAGCGAUGUAUCCCGGUCAGCAGUUCGGCAGCAGACUCUAAACAUUCCAUACCUCAGUUUGUUGUGUAUCUGUAUUUUAUCUUGCAUUUGGCACACAGAAAAAAAGUGCUGCAUUGAAUUAAUCACUCACCAGCCACUUUAUUAGGUACAAUGGCUUGUUCACACAAAUAGCUAAUCAGCCAAUCACACGGCCGCAACUCAAUGCAUUUAGGCAUGUA
This is a messenger RNA of Pygocentrus nattereri (red-bellied piranha), 1721 nucleotides long. It is a transcript of the gene stard5, whose product is annotated as StAR-related lipid transfer (START) domain containing 5. NCBI's taxonomy places the organism in Eukaryota, Metazoa, Chordata, Actinopteri, Characiformes, Serrasalmidae. The transcript is spliced from 6 exons. Bases 351 to 986 code for a protein of 211 amino acids. The record is from RefSeq and is a predicted model, not a curated record. Gene Ontology annotation, molecular function: lipid binding.